Hydractinia symbiolongicarpus is the source of this 5584-nucleotide messenger RNA. RefSeq lists its product as uncharacterized. Bases 69 to 4967 code for a protein of 1632 amino acids. The record is from RefSeq and is a predicted model, not a curated record. NCBI's taxonomy places the organism in Eukaryota, Metazoa, Cnidaria, Hydrozoa, Anthoathecata, Hydractiniidae. The transcript is spliced from 2 exons.
UUCUCAGCGUCAUUGUUUGCAGGGAUUUGUUAAUAGGAUUCUGUAUUUUAGACGUCACAGCACCAACGAUGGAGAAAACGACAAGUAACGCAAUUCGUUUCUCAGAAAGUCGAGAAGUGAUAAACUCGCAGCACUAUAUACAAAGCCACAAAAUGCGCAUCUCCACCAUACAAACGGAAAUAUCAUACGACACUGUUGAUGCAGAUCAUGUUUUCUUAAGCGACGUUGACAAUUUGACGCCAACGGAAUAUACUUACGUUGGCAAUGAAAAUAUUGUUCGUGACAUUUUUACGUCUGAUGAUAGAAUAGAUGGUUUGCUUAAACGUGGUCACACAAACAAAGAUAAAAUAUUGCAAGAAAGUGAUGAAGGAGAACCGACAGUCAAGAAGAUACGUCAAGUUGUACGACGUCGUAAAACCUCUCUAUUAACGGAUGAAGAGUAUGCUAAUGUCGAGAAGUUAAAAAUUAUCGUUGAUAAAGAACUGCUAAAAUAUUCUCAGCAUAUUCAGCCGGACGUCGAUAUUGAUCCGGAAUACAUUUAUAAACAAAAUGUUGAUGAAAUCGAGCAUGAAAUUCCUGAUGAUAGAUUGUAUACAACAGAGCAAGACUUUGACGGAGAUGGAAAAGUCCUUAUGACGGGGCAAGAUUUUAAUGAUGGAGCUAGAAAAGUUUUUACGACGGAGAAAGAUACUGACGAAGAUAAAAACGUUUUUACGACGGCACAAGGCGUUGACGGAGCUAGAGAAGUUCUUACAACGGAGCAUGACUUUGACGGAGGUAAAAAAGCACCUACAACGAAGCGAAACUUUGACGGAGCUAAAAAUGUCCUUACAACGGAGCAAGACUUUGACGGAGGUAGAAAUGUCCUUACAACGGAGAAGGUUAUUGACGGAGAUGGAAAAGUUCUUACGGCGGUGCAACACAUUGGCGAAAAUAGAGAAGUCCUUACAACAGAGCAUGACUUUGACGGAGCUAGAAAAGUCCUUACGACGGAGCAAUACAUUGACGGAAAUAGAAAAGUCCUUUCGACGGAGCAAGAUAUUCACGAAGAUGGAAAAGUCCUUACCACGGUGCAAGACUUUGAUAGAGGUAGAAAAGUUCUUACGACGGAGCAAGACUUUGACGAAGCUACAAAAGUCCUUACAACGGAGCAAGAUACCGACGAAGAUGAAAAAGUUUUUACCACGACACAAGGCGUUGACGGAGCUAGAGAAUUUCUUACAACGGAGCAUGAAUUUGACGGAGGUAAAAAAGCACCUACAACGAAGCAACACUUUGACGGGGCAAGAAAUGUCUUUACAGCGAAGCAAGACAUUGGUGGACCGAGAGAAGUCCACUCAAUGGAACAAAGUAUUGAUGAAUCUAUCAAACUUCGUGCAACAGAGACAAAUAUUGAUAAUAUUUGGAAGCUUAAUGGUUUAAAAACGACGUGCAAAGAUAAAAACAUUCUGAAACAAAUUAAUUCUCAACGUCAAGAAGAUGGCACGAAGCAAUAUAAAAACGAGAAUGAGAGAAUGACUUCGUACAAUGAGUUCCAGAAAAAAGUUGAAGUCGUUGAGCAUCGAGAAGGAAAGACACCUGUUAAAGAUAAAACAAGACAAAUUCAAAAAGACAUUCCUUGUCAACUCCCAACACAAAUACACACAAACAAUAAAGAUGACACAAAGGGUAAAAUUGUUUACGAAAGAAAACUGCAUCAACAACAUGAAAAUAUCAUUAACAAUAAUGUUUGCCCUGACGACAAUACAACAGUGUGCCCUGAUGCGAAUCACGACACUGACAAAGAUACACAACAAGAACUCAUACAAGUGACAGACAACUCCCGAGAUGGCGUAGAAUUAAAAAAUAGAAUGAAUGUCCGAAACAUCACUGAGCACCCGCCGUGUGACAAUUUAGAAGAACGAAGUUAUAAUUUUAUUAAAAUGUCAGAAGAAAAACGAACUUUUGACGUUAAGACAGGCGAUGAAGUGAAAAUCCCGCUUAUAUAUGGACAGCAUGACGACUUAAAGUGCGUCGAACAGACUCACGAUAUUGCGAAAAACGAUCCAACAGACGUUGGCAGUACAACAAUGGGUGAGAACACUACUACUUCUAUUAAUAAAUCUGCAAAUAUGGCAGCAACUGCAUCUUUACCAUUAGGCAUUGAUCAAUAUAUUGUAAGUGGGGAGGCAACUGAUAAAAAUAGUUCACGUGCCAUUCAACAAUUUCGGCUUUUAGAAAAUGUCAAAGGAACUUGUGAUCAGCGUACUAGGAUCAGAAGGUCGAAGUUGGAUGUUCAACAACCUCAAAAUGAAGAACAACUGCGGAGGAGAGUAGAGGAGAAAAGAAAACAGCGUAAAGCAAAAAACACAAGUGAAGAAAUAGAAAGCACGGGCGGCUUGUACGAUAGCAUGCAUGUAGUUGAUUCAGGUAAAAUUGAAAAUACACCCAACAAAUCAAGUAAUGUUGAUAUCUUUACUGAUGAGUGUGAAAUUCAAGAUGGCGGAAAAGAUACGAGUUUCUUCGGUAUUCGCAAAGUGAAUAAAGUAAAGUUGCAAAGAAUCCAUCCAAACAACAACAUUGACCCAAACACUCAAUCAGGAAAAGAUGUUGUCAUGACGCAUGGUAAUUUAGCGAGGACACGUCACCUAGAGAGUGCACCAGUAAUUGCUUCGUCAAUAAGUAAACAUGACUCGCUACUACAAGAUAUAAUAUCAUUUCGCAAAAAAAGUAUACCAAAGGAAAAGAACAUCCAAAUGUUAAAAGAAAGUUCAGGUGAUCUGAAAAUAGAAAAUUAUGUGGAACGAUUACGUGAGUUUAGCUGCAAUACUGAAAUAGCUAAUCAUCUAGAGUCUAUUUUAUCAGGUAUUGAUAUAUGUAUUGCUGAACACGGCGGAAAUGUCGAUAAAACGGUAGGAUACAACUUAAGUCAUGGGGACAUCGAGUCAAAUUUAAGAACACUGUUAUCUACAAUUAAUAACUUUAUUGAGGAUGGUUCUUGUAAAGAAUUGUCUGUCAGAACUUCUGACAGUUCAAUAGAUGCAUUCCCAGCGCAAAAUAUCUACACGUAUGAAAACGACGCAGUACAUACCCAAGACGUGCAUGGAACGCCCUGCACUUAUGAUAAUUUUACACCGUACUCCAUGAUGAAGAACAGGAAGAAGAAACCACAAACUGAAAUGCACUCAAAAGUUAAUGUCAUCAUAAGCGAAGAUACUCCAUUUGAAAUUACCAUAUUAGAUUCGUACCAUGUUGUAGACAUAAAUGGAGAACAGGAGAUCAUUCGCUCCGCUAAUAAAAAUAACGCUAAUAAAAAGGUACGAUUCACUAAAACCUUUGUUAAAAACACUGCGAACCCUUCUUUCGAAGCACUUCCGAACACAAAGAAAAACAAUCAAAUAACGAUAACAUGCCAACCAAAGGAGACUGAAGGAACAGAUAGCACCAACAAUGCUUCUCUAAUUCAAUCACAAAAGUUAGCAACAAAAAAUGACAUACAGAAACAGAAGACUGUCAUUUUGCCUUCCGAUGAGCAAAAACAACCUAAAUCAAAUAAAUCACCACGGGAGAAGAGUGUAGUGGAAUGUGGUAAUCUGGCAAUAAAUGGUUUUAAAACAGAUGAAGAAAAUGUUCAAAUGAAUGGCGUAAUAUCUAAACAUAACCAAACGACAAUUGGAUCGAUUAAUACUAAUACAUCUCACAGUAACCAGACAAUAGAAUCGAAUAAUACUAAUAGAGCACCUAGUAACCAGACAAUAGAGUCAGAAGACGCCGUUAUAUCAUCACAACAACGUAAUUCUCCACGCAAAACUGAUAAAAAUAUUAAUCCUGUUAGCGAAUUAAACUGUGAAAGACUAACAACUUUAUCAGGUUCCCUUACAGAGAGCAAAAACAGAGUGUUGGAAACUGAGAACGUAAACAUUGACGAAGCAGCCAAAUUAUUGUCUAACAAAGACAAACUUAAAGCUAAGCAAGACAAAGUUGAGACAAGAGAAAGCGUAGAGAAGUUCGAAAAAGGAAAUGAUCCAUUAAGGAAAGCACAUAUAAUCGAAGUGGAAACGAUAACGGACGAAAAAGGAGAUUGCGUGAAUUUAAUCGAAUACUUAGUGACUCACCCUGAAACUGUUUUUAAGCUACAAGGAGCAGAGGAAAACAAUUCUUCUGCAAGUUUAAAAAGAACAGAGUUACUUCUCCAACCAGCUACCGACGAUACGUCCGGUGUGAAACUUCACGGUAAAAUUCAUACGUUGCACGAUAUAGCGAGAAAACUUGAAAAUUCUAUCGAUACAUUCAAACACGACAUGUUUAACAACGAAGUCAUCGCCGUUAUACACGAUGAAAACGAGGAAGUUGUAAAAGAAAACCAUGCGGAAAAUAAAGGCGGGAAUGAAAGAAAGAAAGACGAGUCUGUUAGUCAUGAAAUUAACAUCCUAUUUCCAAAUAGUCCCAACACACCAAAGAGACGAACCAUAUCUUUUAUUUUCCCCGAUAACGAAAAGAACGCGACAAACUUAAAACGAUAUGCUUCGCAUUUAGAUAUACCUAGUAAUGCUGAUUUCAGCAAUAACGAAAAACAUGUAUCAGUUAUUUCUAUAUCGAAUGAAGAGCUAUCUUCUCCAAAAUUAAAAACGAUGGGAAGUUAUUUAUCAGUGGCGGAUUUGCCGGAACCGAAACAAGCAAAGACUACUGAACCUAAACAAUGGCAGUACUCAUUAAAAGACAAGCACCCAGGAGGAGUAUGUCAAAUGAGCAUUCAGGUUGUCAUGGAUCCCAAUGUUUUAGAACGUAUGGAAACAGAGACAUUUGAGUACCAGUACUUAAUGAAAGAGACAGAGACUGAUGGGUGCGUAGGAGAAUGGGUACUAGUUAAUUGUACAAGAUCUGAAAUUAAAGUAUUUAUUGAACUGUUGCGCGAAUUGUUAAAGCGAGAGAAGGAAAGGCGUCAAAGCGAAAAAUUUAAAGAGACUAAAUUUUGUCAUAUAUUGUAAAUAUAAAAGAAUUUUAAUUUCCAUUUUCCUUCUAUAGAAACAUGAUAAUGAAAUGUGCUCAAAGUUUUUUAAAAAUUCGGUAUCUUCAUAACUUUUGUAGCAUAUUUUGAGACAGCUAUGCUUAAUCAAAACAUGCGUCAUGUGUCACCAUCUCCUGUUUCAUUUUAAAAUUUUAUAUGUGUGACGUUGCUGCUAGCAAAGUCGUUGAAUCUAGUACGUAGAUCAAAACAAAUAUUUAUGGAGAACACUAAAGAAAUUAUGUUGACACGAAUGUAUUGAUUUUAGAGCAUUAUAUCGUCGAUAUUACGUUUCUUAUAUGUCAAUGUUAGCGAAUAAGUCUGUUAAGUUGAACUUCUGCAGCUGAGUAUCUUUUUUUCCAUUCUCUUGGAGCUAUCAAUUGAGUGGUAGUGCAUGGACAGACAGAAAUUGCGACUUAACGCAAAUAUUGGUAAUAACGCCUGAUGCCAAAAUUACAGGGAAAAUAUUACUUCGAGAUAUGAAGAUGUCCGAGACAAAGAGUGUUUGAGAAAAGUCCAUUAUAUUUUUUUGUGAGAUAACCAAUUUGUUUGCAUUUUAGAGAAAUUUUGUUUAAAUUUUUAGUAAAUUUUAACGUAUAA